UCCCUGCUGUUCCAGCAAGUGCCCAUGGUGGAGAUUGAUGGGAUGAAGAUGGUGCAGACCAGAGCCAUCCUCAGCUACAUAGCAGGGAAAUACAACCUCUACGGGAAGGACCUGAAGGAGAGAGCCCUGAUUGAUAUGUAUGUUGGAGGCACUGAUGACCUUAUGAGCUUCAUUAUGAUGUUCCCAUUCUUAUCGGCUGAGGAUAAAGAAAAACAACGUGCUGUUAUAGUUCAAAAGGCAACAAGCAGGUAUUUCCCAGCAUAUGAAAAGGUUUUGAAAGACCACGGGCAGGACUUUCUUGUUGGCAACAGUUUUAGCUGGGCAGAUGUUCAUCUGCUUGAAGCCAUUUUAAUGGUAGAAGAGAAGAAGUCAGACGUGCUCUCAGGCUUUCCUCAGUUACAGGCAUUUAAAGCAAGGAUAAGCAGCAUCCCCACAAUCAAGAAAUUCCUAGAGCCGGGAAGCCAGAGAAAACCCGUUCCCGAUGACAAGUACGUGGAGACUGUGAGGAGAGUUCUCCGCAUGUAUUAUGACAUGAAAGCCAAUUAGCAUGCCUGGCUACAAGAACAGCUG
Molecule: messenger RNA, 570 nt
Organism: Eurypyga helias (sunbittern)
Lineage: Eukaryota; Metazoa; Chordata; Aves; Eurypygiformes; Eurypygidae
Product: glutathione S-transferase 3
Exons: 4
Coding region: 25-546 (173 amino acids)
Biological process (GO): xenobiotic metabolic process; glutathione metabolic process
Molecular function (GO): glutathione transferase activity
Source: RefSeq, a predicted model, not a curated record